CGUCAGCAGUGAGGCCAACAGCAAGGUGUAGGUAUGGCAUCCGCGGAGAAGGCUUUGCCGCAUGGUGUGGCCGGGGCGCCAAACGAAGAAGCCUUGCUGAAACUUAUGGAAAGAACGGGAUACACCAUGCUACAAGAAAAUGGGCAAAGAAAGUACGGCGGUCCACCUCCCGACUGGGAAGGCCCGGCUCCCUUAAGGGGUUGCGAAAUUUUCGUCGGAAAGAUUCCAAGAGACUGUUACGAAGACGAGCUUGUUCCAAUAUUUGAGAAAAUAGGGAAGAUUUACGAACUGAGACUCAUGAUGGACUUCUCUGGAUCCAAUAGAGGAUAUGGAUUCGUUAUGUACACUAACAAAGAACACGCGAAACAAGCGGUAAAGGAGCUUAACAACUACGAAAUUCGUAAAGGCCGGCUCUUGGGUGUUUGCAAAUCCGUCGACAACUGUCGAUUGUUCGUUGGAGGUAUUCCAAAGAACAAACAGAGGGAUGAAAUUUUGCAGGAGAUGAAAAAAGUAACGGAUGGUGUAACUGAUGUCAUUGUAUAUCCAUCAGCCAUUGACAAAGCAAAGAACCGUGGAUUUGCGUUUGUGGAAUAUGAAUCGCAUCGGGCAGCCGCCAUGGCAAGAAGGAAGCUCAUUCCCGGCAGAAUUCAGUUAUGGGGCCAUCAAAUUGCAGUUGAUUGGGCUGAACCAGAACAAGAUGUUGAUGAAGACGUUAUGUCAACUGUGAGAAUUUUGUACAUGAGGAACCUUAUGUUGACAACUACAGAAGACAAAAUUAGAGAGCUGUGCAAUCAAGUUGUGGGAAGAGACAAUGCUGUGGAAAGAGUAAAGAAGAUCAGAGAUUACGCAUUCAUUCAUUUUAGAGACAGAGAUGAUGCUAUUAUGGCCAUGACUAAACUUAAUGGAAUGAAUGUUGAAGGCACUUACGUUGAGGUUGUCUUGGCAAAGCCUGUGGACAAAACAGAUUACGUGAGAUAUACCAGAAUUGGGACAAGGGGAUCUUUGUCUCAGGGCUAUGGCUAUGAUUUUGAUCCUAGUUACUCUCCACCAUCAUAUUACAACCCGAUGUCUCCACCACCCGCAAGCAGGGGGUUGGCAGAGCGAGGUCAUAUGGGCAUCAGAAGCCCUGUGCGUGGCCGAGGGCGGGGGGCCGGGGGCUCCAGAGGUAUAGGUGUGGGGCGAGGAGGAGGGAUGAUGAGGGGAUGGGGCUUCAGGAAGCAUCCAGCAGAGGAACGUCUGUUUGACAUUUUGCCUGGCAUGGAAUUGACUCCCACUAACCCUGUAACUCUCAAACCACAAUCCAUGAAAACUCCAACACAGGUGCUCGAUGACCUUUGCCAGAAGAAUGGAUGGGGAAGUCCUGUAUACCAGCUUCAUUCUGCCAUGAGAAGGGAUGGAAGUGGUGACCAGCAGCUCUUUUUGUACAAGAUCACCAUACCAGCUCUCAAUGCUCAGUUUCCAAAUCAUAACCCAUUUACCCCAAAUAAACUCUGUUCUACUGUUGAGGAGGCAAAGGUUUUUGCAGCAGAGUACACUUUGAUGCAGUUAGGUGUGCCUCUUGAAGGUGGUGAAGUGCCUGUAAGUACUAUGGUUGCCCCAUCCAGUCCAUAUCAGGCGGGACGUUCCAUUGCUCCUGCCUAUUCCCUGACAAAUGGUGCUCGCUCUGAUCAUUUGACUUAUACCUCUUCCGUGCCUGUAAUGUCAAGCGCUUCUUACGGAGUUUCUCCGGGGAAAAUGCCUUCCACCCCAGAGUACAGUAGCCCACCAUAUCCUUACACCCAGCCGAGCUAUGCCAGCCACCCCGGCCCACCUGUGGAACUCUUCCAACAGAUCAUGUGAAAAGCCAUUGAUGACCUAAGGUACAUGUAUAUUGUGUGCAUAUCCUUGCCUGAACGUCUUUUAGAUUUAUUUAGAUAUUGGUUGUCUGUUAGUUGCCUUGGUGCACUAUUGAGCACUUUAUAUUUAAAGUUUUAACCAAGUGAAUAUACAUAAUCUUACAGUGCUUUGUGUGAUAGCUAGUGUGUUAGAGUCCUUUGGCUGACAUGUAGUGUCUAUUGGCACUACAUACCUUGCUUGCUAUUUGAUAGGGACACAAGAGGUUAAUUUUUGAGUUUGUUAAUGAACAGGGUCUUUCAACUAUAGUUUCUUGUAUUUAUGGUAUUCAGUAGUAGAAAAUUGAACUCUUAUACGCCUGUUGGAUUUUUAAUUUUGACUGUUUGGCAUAAUGGCUGCUGCAUGAUUAUGUCACUCAGUAUGUAUGUUGUUAAAUAUGAGCAAUGACCUUAGAGUUUUAUGAAGUUUUAUUAAAUACAUUUUACUAGCUGUGCAUAACUGGACAGAUAUUGUCUUUGAGAAUUGUUACAGUGUGUACCAUGACCUAAGGUAAAGUUCUGUUUUGUAUUAUUUCUAGAUGCUUGUUUUCCUUGAAAAAGUGCUUUAAAUAGAUAUGUGCAAUGCAUAUUGUUCGUACUUCAUAGAAAACAAAUGUGUUGUUUCUUUCUAUGGCAUUUCUUUUGGUUGUUUUAACAAUUUGUCAAUGACAUUUUAAUGGCUUGAAAUCGUCAGAUACGUAUGUUUUGUUCCUCUCAUUACAAUGUGACAAUAUCAUGCAAUGUGGUGGUUUUCAACAGCUUUUUUGAUUUAAAUUUUUCUAUUUUUCUUGUGAAAAGGAAAAUUUGUUCACUGGCAUUCAUAAAGUUGUAUUCAAGAUAUAACGAGUGUGCUGUGUGAAGCUUGGUGAAAGUGUGUCUGCAGGUAAGCAUGUUUGUUGUCAAAUUUUGAGGAGGGGAAUGAGUAUCCUGUAUUCCAUCUGCAAGGAGUGUGAUUGUAACCGUUAUAGUUGUUUGAUCCUGUUAUGAGUUAGACUGAAAUUUUUAGAUCUUGUUUUAGUUUAUUAUUUGUUUUAAGUAUUAAAUAGUCAUUCAUGUUGUUGAACAUGAGAUUCUUAGCCAUUUUCAGAAGGAUUUUCCUCUUCUGUUUGCAAGAGAGUGGUCUAGUUUUACUUUUAGGAAGUAUUUUUUUCUAUUUGUCUUCUAAACUUGUAUGCUGAAUGCAGUGCCAAAGAUAAACUGCUUAAGUCAUGUAAGUUUCAAAAUAGACUGUAAAUGUCUCAAGUAUUUUGUUGGGUUCUCUUUAUGUUUGUUUUUGUUGUUGUAUAUGCAGAAUGUCAUUUUAUAUAGCACAUAUCAAAUACCUUCUAGCUCUUCCUGGUGGCAGUUUUGCCAAUAUCGUGCCACAUACUUCUACAUAGCCAGGUUUAGAAUGAAACCACAUUUUCAUGAUUGGUUUUAUUGCUGUUCUUGCCAGUUUAUAAACACACAAUAUAAAUAUCUAUACACAGAAACUUUUUAGCUCUUAGUUGAUACAGUAUGUUAUGCAGAAAUAAUAGCAUUUAAAACCUAGUCCGCAGAUCUAUCUAUUGUGUUGUAUCUCGUCUCCAGAGGUAUAAUCUUCCUUUCUUUUCAUUUGCAGCCAUGUAAUUACAUUCAUGUACUGUAGGCAAGCCAGCAAAAACACUUGUG
Molecule: messenger RNA, 3521 nt
Organism: Liolophura sinensis
Lineage: Eukaryota; Metazoa; Mollusca; Polyplacophora; Chitonida; Chitonidae
Product: APOBEC1 complementation factor-like
Exons: 10
Coding region: 34-1839 (601 amino acids)
Molecular function (GO): RNA binding
Source: RefSeq, a predicted model, not a curated record